Micromonas commoda is the source of this 504-nucleotide messenger RNA. RefSeq lists its product with no specific name. The transcript has a single exon. Lineage: Eukaryota; Viridiplantae; Chlorophyta; Mamiellophyceae; Mamiellales; Mamiellaceae. Bases 1 to 504 code for a protein of 167 amino acids. The record is from RefSeq and is a predicted model, not a curated record.
AUGGGACGAGGCGACGACGAUCGCGACCGGCGCUCCUCGCGCCGCAAGCGCUCCUUCUCCCGGUCGCGCAGCCGCUCCCCCGACGGCCGCGGCGAAGCGAGAGGCGAGCUCCGCUCCGUCCUGAACAAGAACGCCGAACUGAAGAGCAAGAUCGCCGCGCUGGAGAGCAUGCUCGAGAGGAGGGGCGGCGGGGGCAAGGGCGGUAACGCGCGCGUGCAGGCGCUCGAGUCUAAGCUCGAGGAGGUCCACAAGGACUGCGCGGGGAUGGACGCGUGGCUGUCGAAGGUUGUCAAGUACGCGUCGAGGGCGGAGGAGAGCAAGAAGGAUCUGAAGCGCGCCGAGGAGAAGCUGGCGUCUUACCUGGACGACGAGAGAGACGAGGACGAGGGGGAUCACGCGAACGGUGAUGAUAAGGGCGGCAAGGGGGAUGCCACCGAUGGGGGUGAUAAGGUGCACGAGGAGCGCGGGCGAUGGGAGAGCGCGGGGUUCGUCGGCGAUCCCUGA